Messenger RNA from Podarcis muralis (Common wall lizard), 5053 nucleotides. The record is from RefSeq and is a predicted model, not a curated record. Lineage: Eukaryota; Metazoa; Chordata; Lepidosauria; Squamata; Lacertidae.
GGAGGAGCUGAGCUAGUGUGAGAGAGCGCCUCGUUGUUAUUCUGAUCACAGGCUCCUCUGAUUCACAGACUUGGAGCCGAUCGUGAAUAUAAGAGAAGACUUUUGACGUCAGAGUAGAGAUAUCAGCAGACCCAAAGGGGGGGAGGGAAUAUUAAGAGCAACUCGGCUGGCAGAGACCUGCCAGCGUUAUUAGCCAUGUUAACCAGAGAAUGAAGCCUUAACUCCGAGGACUGAGAAGGAUUUAGCAGGGAGGACAACUGACCAAAGAAUUGAAAACCAAGUGAUGCUCGGUCACCCUACAGCAGCCGCAGCAGCCAUGGAAGAGCACUUGCUGAUGCAGCAGCAAAGUCUGGAGCAGCAAGAGCAGGAGCAACUCUUAGCGCUCCUCAACGCCUCCUCCCGGCCCUUCGCCAGCCUCUGGCCGCCGUCGGUCGCCUCUGCCACUGCGGGGAGCCCUUUGGAUCUGUCUCCGGCGCCAGGAGACAGCGGGGAUGUGGCCGCGGCGGCCGUGGCGGUCAACCCGUGGGACAUCCUGCUGUGCGCCACGGGCACCGCGAUGGCCUGCGAGAACGCCUUGGUGCUGGCGGUGCUCUUCUACACUCCCGGUCUGCGCGCACCCACAUUCCUGCUCAUCGGCAGCCUGGCUCUAGCCGACCUGCUGGCCGGCCUGGGGCUCAUCGUCAACUUCAGCGUGCAGUACUUGCUGUCCUCGCCAAGCGAGACUGCCCUGCUGAGCGCCGCCGGCCUGCUGCUGACUGCCUUCUCCGCCUCGGUGUGCAGCCUACUAGCUAUCACCGUCGAUCGCUACCUGUCGCUCUACAACGCGCUGACUUAUCACUCGGAGCGCACGCUGACCUUCACGGCCGCUAUGCUGGUGCUUGUCUGGCUGUUCUGCCUGGGCGUCGGACUCCUGCCCCUGCUAGGCUGGAACUGCCUGCGGGAGCCCAGCACCUGCAGUGUCCUCCGGCCCGUUACCAAGAAUAACGCCACUGUGCUGGCCGUCGCUUUCCUGCUCAUUUUCGCGCUGAUGGUGCACCUCUACCUGCAGAUCUGCAAGAUCGCCUUCCGGCACGCCCAGCAGAUCGCCAUCCAGCACCAGUUCAUCGCCACCUCUCAGGCCACCUCCACCCGCAAGGGGAUCGCCACGCUCUCGGUCAUCUUGGGCACCUUCGCCCUCUGCUGGAUCCCGUUGGCCAUCUAUUCCCUGGUGGCGGACUCCAGCUACCCAGCCGUCUACACCUAUUCUUUGGCCCUGCCGGCGGCGUUCAACUCGCUCAUCAACCCCAUCAUUUAUGCCUUCAGAAAUCCGGACAUCCAGAAAUCCCUCUGGGUGGCCUGCUGCGGGUGCAUCACCUCCGGCUUCUCCUCUCGGCCCAGGACAUCCAGCGACGGAGGGAGGCCUGGCGAAAGACUCGGACAUUUGCCAAAAUCUGUGGCCAAUGUGGAACACCAAGUGUAAACUGCAAGAUAAUGUUUCAAAACAUAACAAAUCUUGUUCUGCUUUCUUGAUUUAUUUUUUCGCCUCUAAAAUUUCUUCUCCUUUGAUUGAAAGCAGGAUUCUCAGGAAAGGCGUUUGCGGGGAGCGGGCGGGGGUUUCUUCUGCUUUUUUUUUUUAAAAAAAAAGUUGCCUGAUUUUAUUCUGCGGGUACAAGUUUUUUAAAAAAUGGGUCAUGUGAAUUCAGCCUCUGAGUUUCUUUUAGUUAGUUGUGGAGACUGGAGCGUAAGAGGAGGUUUUGCCUUGACUCCGGGGUCUAGGGCACUCAGGGCUCUUCUCUGAAUGAAGCACACGUUUUCGAAACAGGGCGUGAAUGUAAGCGCGGGAGCAGGAAGCCAGACACAAACAGUUAAAUGUUUGCUUCCCUUUAUUAAUGUCGAAUAUAAAGAUAGCAAAAGCAAAACCAAAAUUAUAAACAGAUAGUUUGCAGGAAUAUUUCCAGAGAAAAACGUGGGCUGCUCCGUUUGGAGUUUCCAUUUUUAUCCUAAUCAAAUUUUGAUCCUCUAUGCAAUAUCAAUAGCCAUUUAAAAACAAAUAAACCGAGACGUCGUGGGAUGAGUGGAAUCUGCCAGAUUCCUUCUCAUCCCAAAGACGUGUCAGCACCAUCAGGACUGGACAGCUCCGCGGAAGUCGCAAUCAAACAGUAAAAUGCUACCCGCGUAGAGACUUAUUUAAAAAGCACACAGGCUUCUGUUUUGAAAAAAAAAGAUAGUGUGUAGUGUGGAUUUAUUAGCCCCGGGCAAAGGAGAUGGGCCGGGUUGAGUCAGAUAAAAAUAACUGCCAUUCCUCGUCAUUGCCUCCCCACCUUCCCUCUAGCCCUCAUAAAGAUUGCACAACUCAACAACUCAUGAGUUGACUGAGAAGGUUGAAUGGCUGUUCCAUUAUCCUACUGUGGAGCCAGUACUCUAAGGGAGUCCACAGAAAUGAACGCACCUUAAAUUCGUGUAUCACUGUGUGAGAUUAUAGAGUAACCAUUUAUUUCCUGCAAAGUUCUUUAUUUAUUUGGACUUAAAAGUGACCCCAGAGAUAAUUGGGGCUACACAGACUGACCUAAAAUGGAAAGGAAAGAGCAGAUGUGGGAGAAUAGGGUUGAUAUGAUUAGGAAGCCCAGUUAGUUAACUUUAAGUUUUAAGGAAGAUGAGAGGUACUACUCUGCAAAACUACCAACCCUAUUUAGUAGGAGGGAAGGAGAUGAGAGACUGGGGCCUUCAGCUUCGCCAGUCUUAUUGUUCUGCAUACCUGAAGCUACUAAAGUAACAUGUCUGAAUAGGCACUCUUUGCUAAACUCUUUUCCUCUAUGUAUGAUGUCAUUUGUGAUGUGAAAUCAGGCAGGGGGACAUAAAGUGACCUUUAUAAUGGGAUGCAGCGUGGCCAAGAAAGGGAAUGCAGUCAGGUCAUUUAGGAAAGAGAAUUAAAAGCCCUAUGGAAGAAUCAGUGAGAUUAAGCCAGAAAACAACUGUGGUGAUAGAGACUGCAAUUCACCCAAUGGCUUGCAUGACUUACUUGUGACAGAUGCAAUCCUGCACCAUUAAAGUUAAAAGGAACUUUGCUAUUGAUGACAAUAGGAACAGGAUUGUUCCUAAGUGUGUUGCUCUUCUGUGUAUGUAUGUUUGUGUGUGUGUGUUUAGGUCAGCCAGCAAUUUGAGGCUUAGAUGUAGUAGACAAGAUAUAGCCACACAGAACAUUAUUUUCUUCUAUUUUCUGCUAUGCUGUAUCUUCACCUUAUGCAUGCACACAAGUGCAAAAAUGCAGAAAUGUGUCUCUUAUGUUUGAAUAAUUCCUUUUGUAGCAUCCACAAGCAAAUUCCUCAAUGAUACUUAUGUCAAAAUUUUGAUGCCUUUGACAGACUAGGUUUCAGCUGCAUAUAUGCAUAUUUUUUGCUUUCCAGGAUGUUUUUCUUGUGCCCAAAUUUUGUGCAGACCUGCAACAUUGCAUCCCUGUGGUGUAUGCAUUGGUCAGACACAUGCAAAAACAAAACCCAACCUCAGCUGAGUCAAGAAGAUAUUGCAUCACUGUGGGAAUCUCUGUUUACUUUACUUUUUCAUGUUUAUUUGUUUUGUUCAUAAAACUUAUCCCAAAAAUUACUUUGUGCAAACCAAGAGAUUUGCUGGGUUACAACCUAGAAAUGCAGUACAGCUCAGUCUGUGCACGGGUGUUUCCUUACUAAUCCACACAAAAAAUGCUAAGGGAAACCUAUGCAGCAGAUGUGGUUUGCCUUAGUAGGCAUCCCUUUGUGAAUGUAGCUACCCACCCCCAAAAGAAAGAUGCACAAUUUUUAGAUGGUUUUUAAAACUAGGUUACAUAACACUUAUCUGCUCUACAUUUAUUAAUUCUAGUUUGAUUAGCAACUCCUGAACAUAAAUGCACAAAUUCUUUCCAACCACCACACCACUCCCUCCACCCCAACACCUUUAUCUCCUUACAGGAAUGUUGCUUUACACAGUUCAUUCUUCGUUUUCUAAGUUGUAUAAAAAUAAAACUUUUGUGAAACUUGUGCAUCUUACCUACCUGAAGGUCUUAGAAAGAAAAACACCUUUGACUUGAAUGACUGUUGUAGAAGAGCUUAGUUGUGUACGCACACUGGAAAUAGGUGUGAUGUGGAAAGUGGGUGUUGUUGUAUACAGAUUACCCCUUAUGGUAUAGGUGGGAACUUCAGGCCUGGCCCUCAAAUCUUUCCCUAGGUUACACUUCUCACUAGCCCUGCUGCACACCCUUAAUGUUUUUCUCUGGCUGGGAUGUGUCCUAGAAUCAUAGAACUGUAGAGGUGGAAGGGACACCAAAUGUCAUCUAAUCCAACCCCAUAAAAUCCAAGAAUCUUAGCUAAAGGAUCCCUGGCAGGUAGCCAUCCAAUCUUUAUUUAAAAACCUCCAAUGAAGGAGAGUCCACCACUUGCCAAGGUAGGCUGUAACACUGUCAAAUAAGUUCACACAGUCAGAAUGUUUAGUUAGACUCUCUUGUAAUUUGUAUCAUUGAACUCUGAUCAUGCCUCUUGCUUGUCUUGACAGGAUAGAGAGGGGUGUCUGAGUCUCUGUGUAGAAACAAGCAGAAUGUAGAAAGGUAAAAUUUGCAUUUGUUCCUCCACUCACUUUUGCCUCAGGUCCCUCCAACAACCAGCAUGGUCUCACUGUUCCCCUGGGGGCCAGUGAAAAGACAAAACAGUGUGGGGAAGCCAUUCUUUGGCGCAAGAAGUGCUACUUGUUGAAUGGAAUGUCCACACGUUUACCCUCCAAAGAGAUAUAAAUGUACAGCAAUCAUUCCAUUUGGUGAAACCAAGUCCCUGCAAUGCACUUUAUAGAUGAGUGGGGAAAAACAAAAAACCAAUGCUAUUAUUGCACUGUAUGGUGUAUUAAACUGAUACAUUCAUCUGUUAAGAGUAAUUUAUUUUUAUUACUGUACAUAAAAUGCUAAAGUGAUUUGUCAAAACGAUACUUAAAAUUAUUUUUAAAAGAAGAUUAAAGAGAGAUGUUGACUUCUGGGGCAUUGGCCCUGAUAUGUGCCAAUAUUCUUGUGUCUUUUGCUUUUUUAGAUUUGUCUUAAUAAAUGUCAGCAAUGAUCUUG